Exophiala aquamarina CBS 119918 is the source of this 384-nucleotide messenger RNA. RefSeq lists its product as uncharacterized. The coding region runs from base 1 to 384 and encodes 127 amino acids. The record is from RefSeq and is a predicted model, not a curated record. NCBI's taxonomy places the organism in Eukaryota, Fungi, Ascomycota, Eurotiomycetes, Chaetothyriales, Herpotrichiellaceae. The transcript has a single exon.
AUGACAGUGAUAGAAAAUGACAUCGUCGCCGUUCAGAUCAGCACAAUCAAAGAUCGUUGUAUUCAAAGACAGGAAGCUGACAUGAGAUUGCAGCCAUAUGAUAGGUCAGUGGUCACACUCGGGGCCGGACAGGGGACCGACGUUAUCGUUCAGGGCCUCUCCAGCCCGAAAGGCAUUUACUGGAUCAGAAACAAUGCUACGUGUGCUGAGGCCCGGCAGCCUCACGCCUUGGCCGCUCUCUACUAUCAAAAUGCAAGUCCCGUAGUAUUGCCCACUUCGACUGCUUCGAAUCCUCACAGCGUCGGCUGCGACAACGAUCCAAUAGACGCAAUUGCCCCAAUUUAUCCCCUUGCCCUGACCGACCCCGAUCAAACGUCACGCUAG